UUGCGCAAGCGCACCCAAGACGGUCACAGGUAACUCCCAUCUGACGGGCGAGGCGUCGCCGUCGUCGCCGGAAGUUCAGUGUUUCUGCGCCGCAGCAGAGGCGGCGGUGGCGGCAGAAGCAGCUGAGUGUCUCCUGGAACCCGGAUGUGAGGCGCGCUGGCUCCACCGGAACGGUCUGACUGGAAUUAGGAAGAUCCUUUCCCAAACCUAGGAAGCAAAUUCAUCAGCAGUGUCAUCAUUCAAGUUAAAGAAAAAGGUGAUAUGAGGUCUCUAUUUCAGUAAGGUGCUAUGUAAUGUGUUAAGAAUAUAUUAUAAGGAAUGAUCUUGUCAAGUUUCCAUGAGUUAUGGUGUCUGAAACAUCAGUUUUAUCUUGUGGGAACAAAACUAAACAGCACAAAAGAAAAUGUAUAUUAGCCGAGUGUUUUAUUACACGAAAAAGGUUAGAUAAGAGCUUCAAGUCAACAGAUUCAGCAAACAAAAGAAACGUGUGUGGUGUAAGACAUGUUUCAAAUGAAUCAAAGUACAGUAACUAUAGAGUCCAGGAGGAAAAUGUUUUCAAAAAUUUUGUCAAAACAGAUCAGUCAGUAGUAAACAACUCCUUCAGUAAUAAGACGAGAGCUGAAACCAAAAUCAAUUGAAAACAAAGCAGAUUGAACCUAAAUUCAUAAUUUUAAAUAGAAACUUACAAAAAUUCAAAUUAGAAUAAAAUUUCUCCAAAUUUCCAUUGCCUUGUCCAAAGCAAAACAAGUAUCUUGUGGCAUUUGUACUAGCUUUUCUUAUGCUUUAGAAAUGGCAGAAACCUUACUCGAUGCAAACAGGUAUUUCUGUUGAAAAUGCACAACAGCAUCAGUUAAAGCCAGAGUUUAAAGACUGCUCCUUUCAAAUAACACUAGACAUUCAGUGUUUGCUCCUACCGAGACACGAGCCCCCCUAAAAUCUACUCAGAUAAGGAGAGUUUUACUCAGGAAUGAUGUCCAUUCAGCAGAAAUCAAAAGAAAAUUCCUCUAAAGUUAUUAAGAAAAGUGAAGAUAAGAAUUUAGAAACCCAAAUUCAUGGUUCUCAAAAGAAUGUAGCCAAACAAUCACUGGUUAAAUCUUCCAGUGAAGCUAAAGUAAACCAGCCUAAAGUGGGACCACGCAUGAAUACAAGAUCAGCAAAGGCAGCAUCCAAUGGUAAAAAAGCUACUAACUCUGGUGAUAAAAAUAUGGUCAGUAUGAAAGGACAUUCACAGGAAUCUGCAAAAAAGAAGAAAGUGUGUCCAAAAAAAUCAGUGCAUGAAACCUUGAAAUCAAAUGAACAGUUAAACCGGAGAUCACAGAGACUACAACAAUUAGCAGAAGUUUCAACAAGGUCUUUGCGCAGUAGAGCAAUUCAGGGUCAAGUUCAAGCAGUUAAACGGAGUUUGCCACCACCAAGAAAAGGGCACUGUAGCAACACUCAAAGUAAAUCUAAUAAAGUUAGAAUAAGUCAAAAACAUGUGAAAAGAAAAGAACUGGAAAUAAGAUCAGACUCUAAAGACGAAAAUUCUGUGAUUAAUGAAGUAGUUAAUUCUCCUAAAGGAAAAAAACGCAAAAUAGAGCCCCAGACAGCUAGCACUAGUAAUUCUCAGUGUGUUCAAGGAUCUGAGAAGUGUCUUCAGAAGACUACUGGGAAAGAGGACACAAAGCUUGUGCCUGUAACUUCUGAGGUAAAAGGAUCAAAAAUGACAACUUCACUGGUCUCUAAAAAAAAGGAGCAAAUGAAGAAGUCAGUUCACAUACAAGUAAAUGUUAGUGCAAAAUCUCCCCAAAGUUCACAGCCAUCAGUGCCUGAACAGAGUAUAGAUAAUGAGCUAGAACAAGCAGGAAAGAACAAACGAGGUAGCAUUCUCCAGCUCUGUGAAGAAAUUGCUGGUGAAAUUGAAUCAGAUACUGUAGAAGUAAAAAGGGAAUCUUCACAAAUGGAAUGUGCAAAAGAGAAGCCUACAGAAAUUAAAUUGGAAGAGAGUAAUGUUGAAAGACAAAUACUUCACCAGAAGGAAACAAAUCAAGAUAUUCAAUGUAAUCGUUUUUUCCCCAGUAGAAAAACAAAGCCUGUAAAGUGUAUACUAAAUGGAAUAAAUAACUCAACUAAGAAGAACUCCAACUGGACUAAAAUUAAAUUCUCAAAAUUUAACUCUCUGCAGCAAAGUAAGUUGGACCCUCAAGUUUCUUCUAAAUUGGGCUCAUUACAAACCAGUUUCUCAUCACCAACUCUAGAAAUACAUCAUCCGGUGACACAAAAUACACUUUUAGGGACAAAACCACAUAAUGGUAAAAACCAGCAGGAAAAAUUGAAAGAAAUUAAUUCUGAAGAACUUAAAAGUUACAGUGUAGGGGAAACUAAUAGAACUACAGAAAAUCUUUCUAAAAAUUGUCAUUUGGAUAAUCAGAUAAAAUCACCUACUGAAUCACAGAUAAAACCUCCUCCUGACUCACCAUUAUUGGAUAAUCAGAUGAAACCAUUUAUUACAUCAACACCAGAUAAGAAUUUUAGUUCACCUUUGGAAUCCAAGCUUGAAAACACAUCAGUGGAAAAUACCACUGCUGUUUCAGCUCUGCUUAAUCAAGUAAAAAUUGAUGCAGAAGAGGGUAAGUUUCCAGGCGCAUCUCCCAAACAGCACAGUGUGCUCAAUAACCAAACAACUAAAAACAGUGAUAACAGGGAGAUGCCACCAAAUCAUCCUUUGCCUCAGUGUAAUUCUCAUUUGGAGAUCAAAAUUCCAAAAGACUUAAAACUAAAAGAAGUAGAGAAGGCUGAUGAAAAACAGUUGAUCAUAGAUGCAGGACAAAAAAGAUUUGGAGCCGUUUCCUGUAAUAUUUGUGGAAUGCUUUACACAGCUUCAAAUCCAGAGGAUGAAACACAGCAUUUACUCUUCCACAACCAGUUUAUAAGUGCUGUAAAAUAUGUGGGCUGGAAAAAAGAAAGGAUUCUGGCUGAGUACCCUGAUGGAAGGAUUAUAAUGGUUCUUCCUGAAGACCCAAAGUAUGCCCUAAAAAAGGUUGACGAAAUUAGAGAGAUGGUUGAUAAUGAUUUAGGUUUCCAGCAGGCUCCACUGAUGUGCUAUUCCAGAACUAAAACGCUUCUCUUUAUUUCCAAUGACAAAAAAGUCGUUGGCUGCCUAAUUGCAGAACAUAUCCAGUGGGGCUAUAGAGUUAUAGAAGAGAAACUUCCAGUUACUGGGACAGAAGAAGAGAAAGUUCGAUUUGAAAGGCAAAAAGCCUGGUGCUGCUCAACAUUGCCGGAGCCUGCUAUCUGUGGCAUCAGUCGGAUAUGGGUAUUCAGCAUGAUGCGACGCAAGAAAAUUGCUUCUCGCAUGAUUGAAUGUUUAAGCUGCAUGGGCUGACAAACUAGGAAGCAAGGAGAUGGAUGAGUCAACAGGAAGAGGACAGGCUGGUGGAGGAAUCCAAGACCAGCAGGGUCAUGACUUUUCCUAACUUGAGUUGGAGGAGUUGACAAGCCAGGAAGCAGGAGCAAGUCAGGCUUGUGCCUACAGAGUUGAAUGAAUCCAAGACUGGCAGGCAGUAUGGUGGGUCUGUAAGCCAAAUAUACGAUCCAGACCAGUAAGAAAUAGGGAAGCUUCCCAUAGGAAGCAGGAGCAGGAGACCUGGUAGCGUUGUGGGUUACAUGUUGGGCUGUAAACCACAACAUCAGAAGUUUGAAGCCAUCCUCCGCCCCAUUGGAGACAGAUGUGAGGCUUUCUAGCUCUGCAUAGAGUUGCAGUCUCAGAAACCCGCUGGGGCAGUUCUACCCUGUCCUUCAGGGCUACUGUGAGUUGGAUUGACUUUAUGGCAGCAAGUGUUUUGGAGGCCAUAAACCCAAGAAAACUUGUUUCGAUUGCAGCAGGACUGUGACCUGAGAAAAGCUGCACACUCCCCUAAUCAUCUUCUGCUCACAGCUAAUUCCAUCAUGGCGUUGUUGACAUUAUAUUAGUUCACAUCAUGGGAGAGGCUUCAACUGCCAAUGGCCUCUUGUUUAACACACACCUAAUGAGAACAGUUAUUCAUUAUCCUCGGCACUUUGGUAAAAAAAAUCAAUUGGCUGUAAAUAUGAGGGUUUACAUCAAGACUAAGAUCUGUUCCAUUGAUCUACUUGUCUGCCUGCCCUACACUGUCUUGAAUAUUGUAGCCUUGUAAUUUGUUUCGAUGUCAGGAGGUAUGAGUUCCCCAACUUUUUUUUUUCUUCAAGAUACUUUUGGCUAUUUGAUGGUGUCCCUUAUGUUUAGAUAUGAAUUUUAGGAUCAGCAUUUCAAUUACCACAUAGAUACAAGCUAACUGUAAAUUAGUUUGGAGAAUAUUACAGUCUUAAUAUUAGGUCUUCUGAGCUAUAAUCUUCCAUUCCUCUUUAGAUUUUUUUCUCUAUGCAAUCUUUUGUAGUUGUCAGUGUACACAACUUGAAUUGUUUUGCAGCUGUUAAAUGUAUCCUAAAUUAAUUUUUCUUUAGAAUGCUAUUCUAAGUGGAAUUGUUUUAAUUUUAAUUUAUUUUAAAAGUUGUUACUUAUACAGUUGAUUAUGGAAUAUUGACCUUGUGUUCUUCAAUUUGGCCUGAACUUGUUUAUUAAUUCUAAUUUUUUUAGGAAGGGAUUAUUGCAGUAUAUUCUAUAUAUAAGCUCAUGUUAUAUGUAGAAAGAUUUUUCUAUUUCUUUUGAAGCUAGGUAUUAUUUAUUCACUUUUCCUUAAAUUGCCUUGGCUGGAUCUUCAAUACAAUAUUGAAUAGAAGUGAUGAAAGUAGGCAUCCUUGUCUUGUUCCUCAUCUUCCAAAACUCAC
Molecule: messenger RNA, 4785 nt
Organism: Echinops telfairi (small Madagascar hedgehog)
Lineage: Eukaryota; Metazoa; Chordata; Mammalia; Afrosoricida; Tenrecidae
Gene: ESCO1
Product: establishment of sister chromatid cohesion N-acetyltransferase 1
Exons: 12
Coding region: 968-3364 (798 amino acids)
Biological process (GO): mitotic sister chromatid cohesion
Cellular component (GO): chromatin; nucleus
Molecular function (GO): protein-lysine-acetyltransferase activity
Source: RefSeq, a predicted model, not a curated record